UUCGUGGGACGGUCGCCUAGCCAUUGUUGUUGCAGCUGACAUUGCUGUAUAUGCAGCUGGCAAUGCACGCAGCACUGGAGGAGCGGGAGCAAUUGCCAUGCUGGUUGGACCAAAUGCUCCUCUUGUUAUGGAACCAGGAAUGAGAUCAGUGCACAUGCAGCAUGUGUACGACUUUUACAAGCCAAAUAUGUCCUCUGAGUAUCCUGUUGUUGAUGGCAAACUCUCAGUACAGUGCUAUUUUAAUGCGCUGGACCAGUGUUACAAGAGGUACAAAGAGAAAGGAAAGCAGUUUUGCCGUAAGGUAUCAUUCACUUUGGAUGAUAUUGAUUAUGCUGUGUUCCACACCCCAUUCUGUCGUAUCGUACAGAAAUCACUGGCACGGUUGAUGUUCCAGGAUUUCGUUUCUGACUUCGGAUGUGAAAGAUCACUGGGAGAAAAAUUUGCUGAUUUGGCAAAAUUUAGGUUGCACGCUCUACCUUAUCCAUUCUGCUAUUUUUUUUUUUUCAGCCAGUCACUUGAAGAAUUGGCUGGCAAACGAGUGAUGUUGUUCUCCUAUGGCUCUGGACUCGCGUCAGCUAUGUUUUCCUUUCGAAUCUCAGACGAUUUUGGGCCCAGUUCUCCGCUGAACACACUGAUCACGUCAUUGAAGGAUAUCCCCGCACGCUUGGAGUCCCGAAAAGAAGUUGAGCCUGCCGAGUUUCUUGAAACUCUUAAAACACGCGAACAUACUCAUAACAAAAAUAGCUACACGCCGAUAGGCUCAAAGGAAGAUUUGUUUCCAGGGACUUAUUAUUUGGUGUAUGUGGACGAGAAGUUUCGACGAACGUACCAGCGAAAAGAUAGCUCUUCUAGUGAGGGAAACUGUAUGGUAGUUUAAAGGGGACGCAUGCACUAGAGACCAGAUUAUUUGUAAACCUGUAGUAUCUAUGAAAUUAUGAAACUUACUGCUUUUUGUGAUUUCAAAGAGUAACCUCGCUUUUCGAGAGUUGUUUUCAAAUAAGGUCAAAAUUCGAGUACCUAGGGUAGCAUUUUUCUCACUUUGCUUAGCAACGUAACCUCUUACCUCUGACGUAAUCAAGUUUUCAAUUUUCAUUGAUCUGUUUGAAUAGGUAGAAGCUACACAGAGAGGCAUCUAAAACUGCCGAUUAUGAUCUGUUAUUACUAUUAUUAUUAUUAGUUUUUUCAAUAACUAAAGGAGCAGCUGUUUGUGAACCUAGCGCUGUGACUUACCAAGUUGUGUUCCAAAUUUGGACGCCAUAGUCUAAUUUAAGCGCAUUAGAAAACAAUUUCGAUCAUUUGAGUCACUGUUUGAAAUCUCAAAACGCGGUAAGGAGUUAAUCUCAUAUUCACACUUAAAAGUGGUGAUAAUAAUAACAAUUAUGGUUGGUAGAGUACAUUUUCUGUUUUAACCGGAACAGAUUAUAGGCAUGAGCGCAUCGCGCAAAUAAAUUUGAACAGUUUGAAA
This is a messenger RNA of Stylophora pistillata, 1465 nucleotides long. Its product is annotated as hydroxymethylglutaryl-CoA synthase 1. The record is from RefSeq and is a predicted model, not a curated record. Gene Ontology annotation, molecular function: hydroxymethylglutaryl-CoA synthase activity. Gene Ontology annotation, biological process: acetyl-CoA metabolic process. Lineage: Eukaryota; Metazoa; Cnidaria; Anthozoa; Scleractinia; Pocilloporidae.